Messenger RNA from Mycena indigotica, 4428 nucleotides. Its product is annotated as Expansin-like EG45 domain-containing protein. The transcript is spliced from 14 exons. The coding region runs from base 1 to 4428 and encodes 1475 amino acids. NCBI's taxonomy places the organism in Eukaryota, Fungi, Basidiomycota, Agaricomycetes, Agaricales, Mycenaceae. The record is from RefSeq and is a predicted model, not a curated record. Gene Ontology annotation, cellular component: COG complex. Gene Ontology annotation, biological process: intracellular protein transport; Golgi organization; retrograde vesicle-mediated transport, Golgi to endoplasmic reticulum.
AUGCACAUCGCUAUUCUAUUACUCUCCGCCUUCGUGGGGCUGGUUGCCUCAGUAGACUCUUCCUUCGCGAAUUUCGAUGCUGCGGUAGACAUUUCUGUUUCGACACCCCCAAACUCGACAGGUCCCUGGAUAGACUUUGGUACUCGUGGGACGGCCACCAUGACACAUUAUGAAAUACCGGAUGGCUAUAUCGCGUCCUGUGGUUGCACUGGGGCUAGUACAAAACACCCCACCGCCGCGAUGUCGCAAAUGGCGUAUGGUUCCAGCAAUGCUUUCGGCAAGGCUUGCGGGUACUGCUUCAAUCUUACACUGUUAAACUCAUAUACGGGAACUCCACCGUUCUUUCCCAAUGUUGUGAAAAGCAUCGUGGUCAAGGUGACCGACUUAUGUCCGCUUUCGACGUAUGGCUGGUGUGCUGGGACCGCAGAAAAGAAGAAUCCUGGGGGUCAAAAUAUAAACUUUGAUCUGGCGUACCCGAGCUCCAGCAUACCUGCCGACUUUUUCCCUUCCAACGAGUCAUACUAUGGGUAUAAAGACUUUGGUGUCUGGAAUAUCACCUAUGAGGUCGUUUCUUGCUCCCAUUGGGCAGGCUGGAAAGAUGCUGCCGCACUCGGUAGUGUGACCAAUUUAGGAACCAGCGUAUGCUGUCCAGCAAACCCCACGGGUGGCUCCAAUGAUACCUGCCCAUCUUUCUCGGAUGCUAAUGGGAUACCACCCGACACCUCGACGACAGUAGCUUCUGCUUACCGCCUGCUGAUGCCCUCUCUGACCUUACUAACUCUCAUUUUUGGGCCGCCAUCCGAGCCCCUCACUGUUGAAUCAUUUGCAACCCUUCGUCCUUCAACACUAGAGCUUUCUCCACUACCCUCAGAGAUAGCAGAGCAAUGCAAUGUCUCUGACAUCCGUGACUCGCUGAAUGCCAUUUGGGACGAUGUUGAGCUCAUGACACACCUUGUCAACUCGCACGACUCGCUUGUCUCUGCUUUUCAUAGUCAAUCGUCCAAAGGAAAGCGCGUUGGCAAGAAACGGCCUGCAGCUGCACCAGAGGCGACUGUCGACGACACUGCUGUCGCUAAACUUCAAGCGGAGCUUGAUAAAAUUCCACUGGAAAGUUGGAAAUUGCAGUCAACUUCAACGAUUUUCAUCCGGCCUGUCCGCACAACGGACCAAAACAUCUUGUUCAACAACAAACCGACUAGAACUGAGGACGGGAAACUGGGAGACAACGAGCAACAAGCUGUCCUGACUGUUACUGUCCACAAUCGACUCAGCUGGCGGCAGUCUCAGGUAGCACGGUCUACGCGACAUCUAAUACUCUCGUCGCAAACCCUGGGUGACUUGUUUGACGCAAUCCAUUGCCCUUCAACAGAACUGCGGGAAGAAAUUCUCGAGGAUGAUCGGGUUGUUGGCUAUAAGAGCGAUGGGCCCCCAACACGUCCUGGAUGUGUGGUAUGUGUCGAAGGCAUGGCGUAUGGAGACGGUGAAAGCGAAACUGAUUAUGCAGACAAACUCAUCCAGCAUCUUCAAGCUGUGCAGAAAGAGACUACCGUGUCAGUGAAAAAAGCACCCACCGCAAUGCAUGACACACCUCUCAGCUCACUGGUCCUUCGUAUCGGGGAGCCCUACUGGCUUCUUCACCACGGAAACUGCGAGCAUGUAAUUGUGGUUGAACAAAUCAGGCUACAACACCCGUCGGACGUGCAGUCUGGGUACCCGAUAACCACACAAAUAACUUUCCCUUCAAUCGACAACUGCCGGGCUUGCAACAAGUUCCCGGCGGUGUGGUCUAUUGUAGACGACGAGAGACUGGGAGAGAGCCCGUGUUUUCUAUCCAUGGCGCUCUCUUCCGAGCUCAUCGAGUCGCUAGAAGAGUCUACUGACAUCGUCUCAUGGAUUAACGACACCCUUCCCCCAUCCGACUCACCUCUUCUUACCGACCUUGAGCAACAGCUCAACCAGCUUAUCUCAACACUGGACCUUGCGGCAGAAGACACUUCGUUGGAGUUAGAGCGCACAAUCGACGAGGUGUCUCGAGGAGUACCAAGACUUACCUACGACCUUCAUUUCAUGAAGGAUGGCGCGCUUUCACUCCAGUCCGUCCUCGCACAUGUAACGCUGCGCUCACGAGAGGCCGUUCCAGAAUCGACCAAGGCAGCGCUCGACAGGUUACAAAUGCUGGACCUGGUCAAAACGCGGAUGGAAGCCGCGCGGGAUGUCUUGCGAGAAGCUGAGAGUUGGAGUACUUUGGAACUGGAAGUCACGUCGCUGUUGACCGAGAAAAGUUAUGCCAAGGCCGCUGAAAGACUCUCCGAAGCCAACAAGAGUAUGGCUGUCUUCCAAAACACGCCAGAAUAUGAUCCACGGAAAACGCUCAUGGUCAACCUUCAAAAUCAGCUUGAGGCCGCACUUAGCUCAGCUCUUGUCGCUGCGAUAAAUAUCCAUGACCUUGCAGCGUGUCGCAACUACUUUUCCAUCUUUACCAACAUCCAACGCGAAUCCGAGUUUCGCAACUAUUAUUUUGGUUCAAGACGCGCCAAGGUUGUGCAACAGUGGCAGGAGACACAAGUCAGCGACUGCGAUAUCCCUCCAGAAAGUAAUUCCCCAACUUUGGCUCAAUUUAUGCCAAAGUUCUACGCGAAUUUCCUUGCCCUCCUCAACGUCGAGCGAACGUCCAUCCCAUCCAUCUUCCCUGACCCAGCACCUACCUUGUCAAACAUGAUUAACUCUGUGCUCUCCACCCUACAGCCAACAUUCUCGCAACGCUUAGCCUCGAUCUCAGAGCACUACGGUGAUUCUGCACUCAAAGAGCUCAUCACAGUGUUCCGUUCGACAGAGGAAUUCGCCGCCGGUGUUGACCAUGUCAUGGAGAAGAUCCGGUACUCGAAUGUUCUGUCUCCAAUGGAAAGCCCCAGUCCCGAGAAUCCUAUGGUUCAUAGAAGACGCUCUUCCCGGCUGUCCAUGUCCUGGCGAACUGCACCGUCCCGGUCUACUUCAAGUGGCCUAAUUGCGUCCAAGUCAACACUUAGUAUUGCUGAUGAGUUAGAAUGGGAGCAGGAGUUAUUCCAGCCAUUCCUUGAUUUCCAAGUCGAUUACAGCACGUUGGAGCGACGAUUGUUGGACCAUGCUCUCCGCGAAAUCAUCUCCAGCGAUACACGGGAAACUAUUGCUGAUGUGGACCGAGCAAGGCUGUUAAGAGAGCGAACAGUCGAUGUGUUCAGCGUAACAGAAGAAAGUGUAUCACGUUGUUUGGCCUUUACCCACGGAUAUGGCGCAGUCGGGCUUGUGCGAGCUUUGGAUGGGUUUUUCCAGUCAUUCAUUGACAUGUGGACCGCCGAAGUCCGUGCUGGCUCUGGUUCGUCGUCAGGUUUCCAACACUCAACGGAAAUGGCCGAUUUGGACUACUCCGCGAAAGACUGGGCGGAUAUUCAGCUGCUGUUGCAUCUCUUGUCGUCAGCACGGGCUAUGUUUGACCGUCUGAUGGCCUUCGAGACCAAAUUGCGUGCGAGUCUUGUUCAGAUCGCAACUACAUUCCGACUGGCUAGAAAUGAUCCAACCAACUUUGUCAUCGCCAAUUCCAAGGGUGAAAGUCAGCUUCUAGAACAAUCAACCCUCAAUUCGGCGGAGCUUCAUGCCUUGCUGGAGCGUGUCGACCCCGAGUCGGCACAUCUCAGGGCAAAUCCAUCGCCAAUGCCAUCGCCGCCGUUACUUAAUGGGACGCGGGAGGGUGUUUAUUCGUUUGCGAAGGCUUGUCAAUUGUCUCUUCAAGAGGCUAUUCUGUCUCCUCUGCGAAUGCAUCUGGCUCCAUACGCGUCACUACCUAUCUGGGCAACACCUGGGGAUCCAAAAGCAAAACGGUCUGGCGGAGCCAACGAGUUACAUGUCCCUACCUUUUCGCUAUCGCCGAGCGAGACAAUUCGUCAAGUCUGCGACCGAUUGCUGGAUUUGCCUCGUCUCUUCGACAACUACGCUGAUGACGAUGCACUCUCGUUUUCGCUCCACACAUUGCCCCAUCUUGACCCUGAAAUUCUUGCCACGCUUUCUGAACUGGCGGUGCAUGUAGACGUUCAUUCGUCACCCGGUCAUCGGCGAAGACAAUCGCUUGCUGCAAACCCCAAACCACCAGCGCCACUUGAUCCGGAGGUGGUUUCUUCUGCCUGGCUGUCGUCGCUUGGACAUAGCCUGCUCAGACAUUUCACUACAACAGUGUUACCCGCAAUCUCCACACUUUCGGCUUCUGGUACCGCCCAAUUAGCAUCUGACUUGGGUUAUCUUUCUACGAUAGUGCGGGCAUUGAACGUGGAAUACGAGGAUUUGGAGAGAUGGAAAGAGUAUUCGGAGCUGGAUGACGAGGAGGGUAAGCGAAGGAAGGCCGAAGGUGCUGGUGGGGAUAGCGUGUUAGAUACAAUCUCGCGUAUGAGAGGAUGGUAG